Papaver somniferum (opium poppy) is the source of this 592-nucleotide messenger RNA. Its product is annotated as heavy metal-associated isoprenylated plant protein 16-like. The transcript is spliced from 3 exons. Lineage: Eukaryota; Viridiplantae; Streptophyta; Magnoliopsida; Ranunculales; Papaveraceae. The record is from RefSeq and is a predicted model, not a curated record. The coding region runs from base 56 to 454 and encodes 132 amino acids.
CGUACACAACUUUCUCUUUUAUUGAACCAGUAUAAACAACAGCCUGAGCUGAACUAUGAAGCAAAAGAUUGUUAUCGAGGUACAGAUGCACUGCUCAAAGUGCAGGUCUAAAGCUCUUAAAAUCGCUGCAGUGGCCGACGGUAUAGUUGAUUUUGUGGGAUUAGAAGGUCCAGAGAAGGACAAAGUGGUGAUUGGGCACAAUGUUGACUGUGCUGGCUUGACAAGUUGUUUGAGGAAGAAAUUCGGGCAUGCAAAUAUAAUUAAAAUUGAAGAGGUGAAACCCGAAGAAAAGAAGCCAGAAGAAAAGAAACCAGAAGAGAAAAAACCAGAUGAAAAGAAAUCAGAUGAAAAAAUACCUUGCAUCCAGUAUCCAUAUGGACCAUAUCCAUACUUUGACAAGGUUAUUAUUUACCAGGAUGAUUAUCCAAACAACAGAAACUGCUGUCAAAUGUGAGAUUUCAGACUCAUGUUAUGGAAUUCUGAGCAUCAAACAGAAAUAUGAUCCGACUAUAUGAACAUGUUAUAAUUCCAACUAUCUCCACAGAAAUUUGAAAGCGUCAUGCCAAACUUAGUUUUAAUAUCAUUCAAGAAA